GUUUUUAUGUCGACGUUUUAUUAGUCGGUCUUAUGAUUUUUAUCGUUUUAUUCCUGGGUGUAUUUUUAAUUCCGGUUCAACAAUAAAUCGGUCAACAAACCCCAGACACAAACAAAUUGGUGUCUGGUAUAACUUUGUAUGGGCUAUAUUUUAAUACCUUUUAACAUAUACACCAGGAUAUACACGACCGCCUUGAGUCGGCAGUUGCCCUAACCUCAAUUUUGCGAAAACACAGCCAACACACCCAAGUGUGUUUACAUUUUUUUCGCUUGUCAUCGGUGUCAUCGGUCAUCGUCCAGUAGUCAUAGCGAUAAAAAGUAAUGUGAUUGUUGAAAAAAAAGUUUUGCCUCGAACCAUUGCCCUCUUUUAUCGCGGAUUCGAGAGGUCGCGUCUCUAAUUUUUGUUCGUAAGAAUAUUAAACGACGCAGUAUUGCGUUAGAUCAGGCAAUAAACGAUCGCAGUCGUGGUUUUUCCAUACACAAAGACCCACUGGAAAAAUGAAUUUCCAACCAAAAUUUAUGUUCAUUUUCGUACUUGUGAGUUUCGUGAUUAUUUGUCAAAACUCGGAAGCUUUCACCAACGUUUAUCCCAAGUUAAAGAGCUUUCCUUUGAGUAAAAAAGACGCAAAAGAUGCAGGAAACCCUCUGUUUCUCACUCCCUUAAUAGAAAAGGGAAAUAUCCAGGAUGCGAGAAAACAAGCAACCGUCCAACACGAAGAAAUGAAAGAUGUCAAUAGCUAUGCCGGAUACCUCACAGUCAAUAAACAAUUCAACUCCAACAUGUUUUUCUGGUUUUUUCCUGCACAGGUAAAUCCGAAACAAGCUCCCGUUGUCCUGUGGCUCCAGGGUGGUCCGGGAGCCUCGUCUCUCUUUGGUCUCUUCACGGAGAACGGACCAUUUUUUGUAUCGAGCAACAAAACCCUCCAGCUGAGAAAGUAUUCGUGGAGCGCUCAUCACAAUUUGAUUUACAUAGACAAUCCAGUGGGAACAGGUUACAGUUUCACAGAGAAUGAUGCAGGUUAUGCGACGAACGAGACUCAAGUGGGUCUGGAUUUACAUACUGCGUUGAUUCAGUUUUUCCAGCUCUUCCCAGAGCUGCAAAAAAACAAUUUCUUUGUGACAGGAGAGUCUUAUGCCGGUAAAUACGUUCCAGCCCUUUCGCUGACAAUCCAUCAGCUCAAUCCUACUGCGAAAAUCAAAAUAAACCUGAAAGGUUUGGCAAUGGGAAACGGACUGACCGAUCCUGUGAAUCAGCUGCUUUACGGUGAUUAUUUGUAUCAGUUGGGUCUGAUAGAUUUCAAUGGCAGGACUCAAUUCCACACCAUGGAAAAGCAAGGCAAAGAUCUGAUAAACGGGCACAAAUACGACGAGGCUUUCGAGGUCUUCAACAAGCUCAUAGACGAAGAUCUCAACGCCUCGCCUUCUCUCUUCAAAAAUUUAACUGGCUUCAAUUUUUACUUCAAUUAUUUACAUACCGACGACAACCAGGACAUGAAUUCUAUGGCCGAAUGGAUUCAGCGAGUCGAUGUCAGGCGCGCGAUCCAUGUCGGAAAUUGCUCUUUCGACGUUGAGGCCCAGAAAGUUGAGACUUUUCUCAAAAAUGAUAUCACUCGCUCCCAAGCCAGUGCCGUUGUUGAACUACUCAAACAUUACAAAGUCCUUGUAUAUAAUGGACAACUGGACAUCAUCGUUGCUUAUCCACUGACCGAAAACUAUUUGUACAACUUGACUUGGUCCGGCGCUGAACAGUAUCGCAAAACUCCAAGAAAACAGUGGCACGUCGAAGGUGCUUUGGCCGGAUACUCAAAAACGGUUGAAAACCUGACGGAAGUUCUGGUCAGGAACGCCGGUCACAUGGUGCCUUCUGAUCAACCCCAAUGGGCCCUUGAUCUCAUCACAAGAUUUACUUAUGGCAAAACUUUCUAACAAUUUCCCCCUUUUUUUACAUUUUCUUUUACAUUUCUUUUUUUACAUUCUUUACAUUUUGCAACCCUCACUCGGGACUCCUACGAUCGAUUUUUCGGAACGUGAACAUCACAACAGGGUCGAAAAUGACUCAAAUUUUAUCUUCAGUCUGAAAAGUUCGCGUUUCAAAUAACGAGCUUUAAUUAUAGACAAUUCUCUUUGUUUUUUCAUAACGAACGGAAUAGCAAACGCUCGAAUUUUAUUUGUUGAAGAUUUGGCCACGAAAUGUCCAUAGAACGAAACAAAAGUUCGAAAAAGUGGAUUCCUGCUCUAUAACUUCGCUCGUUUUCGUCCCGUUGUGAACUGGAGUUUUGACCAGAAUCUCAAAACAGCAAUUGCCAAAAAUCUUAAUAAAUUUAGCCACAAUCGAACCCGCAUUAGUACGACAAACAUUCCGAGCUUAUAUCUUCGUAACAUGAAAAGAAUUUCACGAUUUUUUCAAAUACUCGAUUUUCCUUCUGUUAUCAAGAGCUCAGAAGUGAGAUUAAAUUUUCGUGUUGUUUCGUUGCAUUUUUCUCAAAACUUUUCACGUUAUCAGAACUUUUAGAAGAUGAACAAACUCAUUGGACAAAAUGAAAAAAAAAAAGUGUUGCGUUCCUACUUUUUUAUCAUCUUUUCAAUCCAUUUUUCCAAUGAGUUUUUCCCCGAAUAUCAUUUUUCAUAAUCCCUCGCCGAUGACUAAAUUAAUUAAGAUUUUUUGCAUGCUGUUUCAGUAUCAAAAAAUCUUUCAACUCGAAAUUCUCUUAAUUAGUCUUAAUAUUCUUAUCUCAAGGGUGUUAAAUUCUGCAAAUACCUCAAUCCAUGACAGUGGAGCCAAGUGAUAAUUAUAUUGUAAUUAGAGGCUGUUUGAAUAUUAAAUAAACAGAGUAAUUUCUUA
Venturia canescens is the source of this 2841-nucleotide messenger RNA. RefSeq names its product venom serine carboxypeptidase. Gene Ontology annotation, molecular function: serine-type carboxypeptidase activity. NCBI's taxonomy places the organism in Eukaryota, Metazoa, Arthropoda, Insecta, Hymenoptera, Ichneumonidae. Gene Ontology annotation, biological process: proteolysis. The transcript has 2 exons. Bases 498 to 1925 code for a protein of 475 amino acids. The record is from RefSeq and is a predicted model, not a curated record.